Molecule: messenger RNA, 3706 nt
Organism: Macrobrachium nipponense
Lineage: Eukaryota; Metazoa; Arthropoda; Malacostraca; Decapoda; Palaemonidae
Product: juvenile hormone esterase-like
Molecular function (GO): serine hydrolase activity
Source: RefSeq, a predicted model, not a curated record
GAGAGAGAGAGAGAGAGAGAGAGAGAGAGGAUUGUUAAGGGGGACUUGAUAAAUUUGCUGGUCACGUUGACAUUACGAAGGAAGAAAUUGAACAGUGAACAUUGAAAGAUGAUCAUCAAAUGGUUACUCCUGGCCACUGCACUGGGGUUGCAAGGGGCAAUAUUAGCCAGUCCAUCUCAGCCUCUCUCGAUGUUGCCAAGGGCCAAUCAGCAGGAUGGCCUACCCACUACAGAGAGGCCGUUCCUUGUUAACCUUGGACUAGAAGGAGCCGUGACUGAGAAAGACUGGGAUAAAGCAACGAUCCACGACGCUCCAGCCCCUAAUAUAACGAUCUCCGAUUUCAUGAAAUGCGGCUACGAAGUGACGAUCACAGGCAAGACCAUGAAGACGAUCAAAGAGAGGGAAAUAUACGCUUUCCAGGGAUUCCGAUUUGCGCAGGCGCCGACUGGCGAACGCAGAUUUAAAAAAACCGUACCAAUAGGACCAUAUUUCAAACCCGCCAAAACUAUUACAGCCACCCGUAUAGGGGCCAAAUGCCCCCAAAUGUCUAUGAUUGGAGCUGGAGCUUCUGGAAAGGAAGAUUGCUUGUUCCUGAAUGUUUACACACCUUAUCUUCCUGUCGAAGGGAAGUCUCUUCCAGUCAUGGUAUGGAUUCAUGGAGGUGCUUUCAUCUCAGGGGACGCUUCUCUUUACAUGCCCACACGACUUCUGGACAAGGACAUCAUCUUGGUGGUCAUCCAUUAUCGUUUAGGAUCCCUUGGUUUUUUCAGCCUCAACAACGAUGAUGCUCCUGGGAACGUUGGCCUCUGGGAUCAGAUUGAAGCUUUGAAAUGGGUACGUAAUAAUAAUCAAGGCUUUGGUGGAGAUCCGGAACGAGUGACCGUAUCUGGUGAAAGUGCUGGAUCAGCCUCUGUCAAUUACCUGCUUCUCCUGAAGAACGAAACGCAAGGAUUGUUCAGGGCAGUAAUUGCCGAGAGUGGCUCAGCAUUAGAUCACUGGGCACUCGAUCCUGACCCCGUGACCUCCGCCAAACUCAUUGCAGGAAAGAAUGACUGCCCCAUUGAUAACCUCACAGAGUUGUACAACUGCAUGAUGGAGGCUCCAGCUGAUCAGUUGACAACUGUCAUCGCCAAUUUUGUCGGUGAGGAUCGAAGAGCGGGGCAGAUGGGCUUCCGAGGGGCGGCGCCCGUCGUGCAAGACGAGGACCUAGAGGCUGCCCUGGUGACGAAGCACCCGAAGAAGUAUUACGAAGACGGAGAUGUGAAUGAUGUUCCUCUCUUCAUAGGCAAGCACGAGGGAGAGUUUGUGUUUGCAAUAAUGUACUGGGAAUAUCUAAUACCAAAUCAUAGGCUUGAAGACACGGAAUAUCUGAGGGAAGAUAUGAUGAAGGAUCUUCUGUUGACCUUUGGAAUUUCCGAUCCCAGCAAUGGAAUUGGAGAAGCUCUGAAAGAUGACUACGUAGGUGGAAGGGAUCUGGCAGACUUCGAAAACGCCACUCCAGGAUUGGUUGAUUUAGCAGGGAUGCUGUUCCUCAAAGCCGGGGCGUGGGAGACUGCCAAACAGCACGCGAACAAAACCACCUCGAAGACUUUCGUUUACUCUUUUGACUUCGAGUCUGAUGACUCCAUCUUCAAGAUCUUCUUCCCAGAUUACAAGAACGCACCAUUCAAACACGAUGGGGUGUGCCAUGCGGACGAAAUGAUGUACAUUUAUAGCCUGCCAGCCCACCUGGAUGAGACGCAGUUGAAAGUGAAGGACAAGAUGGUGGAAAUGUGGACCAACUUCGUCAUAUAUGGAGACCCAACUCCCGAGGAAGCUCGUGACAGCUGGUCGAAAUUGAAUAUUCCUAAGUGGGAAUCUUUGCAGACGGGAAAUCACCACUAUAUGUUGAUUGAGGAGGAAUGUCGACUUAUGAAAGAAUAUCCUGACAGGUGGCACAUUACCCUCGACGAGGACAUAAGCGACCGUUCAACUGCCCCGCCCCCUUCUACAACCAGUGGUCCUUCCCAAGAAGACUACGAUUUCAUCUCCAAGCAAAGAACAGCCUUCAUGGUGUCAAUGAUCGUGUUCAUUGUCACCACUGUGGUUCUGGGAGGCCUCGCCUUCUACUAUUGCAGAGCCCGUUCGAGCUAGUGGGGCUUGUCACACUGGAAUAUUGUUGGAACAAUCUAAUGGCACUUUUUCAGCUAUGAAUAUUUUUGGGACAAUUUAAUAGGAAUUUUCAGCUAUGAAUAUUGUUGGGCCAAUUUAAUAGGAAUUUUCAGCUAUGAAUAUUGUUGAGACAUUUUAAUAGGAAUUUUCAGCUAUAAAUAUUGUUGGAACAAUUUAGUGGGUCUUUUCAGCUAUGAAUAUUGUUGGAACAAUUUAAUGGUAAUUUUCAUUUAGGAAUGUUGUUGGAACCAUCUAAUGGCACUUUUCAGCUACGAAUAUUGAUGGAACAAUGUAAUGGCACUUUUCAGUUAUGAAUAUUGUUGGGACAUUUUAAUAGGAAUUUUCAGCUAUGAAUAUUGUUGGGACAAUUUAAUGGGACUUUGUCUGCUAUGAAUAUUGUUGGAAUAAUUUAAUGGUAAUUUUCAGCUAUGAAUAUUGUUGGGACAAUUUAAUGGAACUUUUCAGCUAUGAAUAUUGUUGGAGUAUUUUAAUGGGAAUUUUCACACAACAAUAUUGUUGGAACAAUCUAAUGGCACUUUUCAGCUAUGAUUAUUGUUUGAACAAUUUAAAGGUACCUUUUCUGGUGUGAAUGUUGUUGGGACGAUUUUAUGAAUAUUGUUGGGACAAUUUAAUGUGUCUUUUCAGCUAUGAAUAUUGUAGGAACAAUUUAAUGGUAAUUUUCAGAUAUAAAUAUUGUUGGAACAAUUUGAUGGCACUUUUCAGUUAGAAUGUUUUUGGAACAAUUUAAUGGCACUUUUCAUAUAUGAAUAUUGUUGGAACAUUUUAAUGGGAAUUUUCACACAGCAAUAUUGUUGCUAUAAAUAUUGUUGAAACACCUCAUUGAGAAUUUUCAGUUACGAUUAUUCUUGGCACAAUUAAUGACACUUUCCAGAUAGGUUAAUUGUUGGAACAAUUUAAUUACACUUCAAUUAGGUAUAUUGCUAGGACAAUUCAUUAACACUUUUCAGUUAGGAAUAUUAUUGGAACAAUUUGAUGAAGGACACUUUCCAGUUAGAUUGUUGGAACGUUUCAUUUGCUUAAUCAUAAUACCUGGAGAUUUAGUAUUCAUUUAGUACUUUUCUUACAUCAGGCUUUUCAGUGUGAUUUGCAAAAACUAUGUUAUUUCUAAAGUAUUAUGGCAAUACUGAUUAUUCUGACACUGUGAAUAUAUAUAACGUAAAAUUCCUGUUUUUGAAAAUAGCACUUAAGGCUUCUAAACAUGUCUUAACUUUCCAUAAUAGGUCACUCCUUUUUCUAUAUGACAAAAAAUAAAUAUAUCAACAGAACUAUAUCAGAUACUUCUGUCUAUAAGAAGGUUGAACUGUUUUAGUCAUUAUGAAAUACAUUUCUUUACUAGAUCACUAUACUUCUCAGAUUAUAUUAGUUUAGUUGAAUAAGAUUCUAGAUGUAUAGAAAAUGUGAUUCUCUGUUAUGUAACAAAGUGAAGUUAUCUAAUAGUAUCUUGUAUAUACUAAACUCCCAUCUGUAUUUCGUACUGAAGGUAUGGCUUACAUAUAUUGUACGUAAAUAAAAUAAAAUUUACCAUGGGAGACUA